AUGAGGCCGCUAGAUGACGACGAACAAAAACGGCUGUCGGCGCAAUAUCCGAAGUGGAGUGCCGUAAUUCAGGAUUCCGGACCCGCCACCUAUUGUAUUGAGGUCGAGGGCCAGGCUAUUCGUGAAGAAACUGGAAGCUUCUGGCGACGGCCAAGGUUUCUCAAAGGUCUUGGUAUUGCCUGCGCUGUGGGUUUGAGUGGUGCGGUGAUAGCAGGAGCGGUGUUCCACCUCUAUAGAGCACGAGCCGACAGUUUGACACCCCCAGAACUGCCGAGUAUUCUCGAUCCUCUUUCGGUCUCUACCUACACUCCGUCUGAAAGGCCAAUGCCCAGCUCUACUCCGUCUGAGGGCCAAAUGCCCAGCUCUACUCCUUCUGAUGGCCAAAUGCCCAGCUCUACUCCUUCUGAGGGUCAAAUGCCCAGCUCUACUCCGUCUCAGGGCCAAAUGCCCAGCUCUACUCCGUCUGAGGGGCCAAUGCCCAGCUUUACUACGUCGAGGGGACUGAUUUACAGCGAGACUCGAAGCGAGGCCCCGAUGACGACAUAUACUCCGAUUACUGAGGCCACGACGCACAACUACACAUCGUGGUACGAUGCGCAAUUCUCUCGCUUGUCAGAUGUCGAACGGUACAAGUAUGCGGUGUCUUGCGAUUGUGAGGCUUGGUCCGAGUCGGACUUGGUCGUGAACUGCAAACCCGUGGCGAUCGAGUCCAGGGCUGGCAACAUAGCGAUGUCUGCACACGAGUUGGCGUUGCUGAGAAUACCCUCUGACACUUGCAAGGGCAUAUACGAUAACAACAAGAACGCUUCAAUGGUGGACGCCACUGCGGAUGCCUGGAAGACGUUGGAUUGGUCCGGCUGUGACUUGGGUGGCAAGGUGGUUUGCGUCGAUGACCGCGGCGAGGACCUGAGUUGUCAUUACUUCAAUCAUCCGUUCAAGCACGACUUCCCGAGGGUCUGGGAGGCGGUCAUCCGUCACCUGAAACCCGCCCGUUGCCUCCUCACAAACAACGCAGACCUAGACGUGCGGUACAUCCGUAACCUGGCCCGUGGACGGGCUGCCGCCAAGUACAUAACUGCCGACAUUGGCGGCAUCUCCGACGAAAGCCUAAACGCCCUAGGAUUGACACUUGACUGGUAUUAUGGGACCGCAGCUUGUUCCGGCACUUACAACGAUUGUCAACUACCCGACUGUGGAUGCGUCGAAGGUCGAUUCAGCGCCGAGGCGGUGGACCCGUCCGGGAAGGACGUGGUCUGGGGCUAUGUUACUGACUUCUUUACCACUGCUGAGGAAAUGAAAGGGAAUUACUCUUUAUUUCAAACACCAGGCUACUCCCCAAAGUUUUGUAAAUUUGAGUGCUUUAAUCCCGAUCCGGAAACGCUCGAAGGUUACGGGAACAGGGUUGCAGAAGAAUACAGGAUCAAUAUUGGAGACCGCCAGGCACGAAAACAUAACUGUUGGUCAAAUGUGACCGCCUGA
Molecule: messenger RNA, 1479 nt
Organism: Gregarina niphandrodes
Lineage: Eukaryota; Apicomplexa; Conoidasida; Eugregarinorida; Gregarinidae
Product: putative transmembrane protein
Exons: 1
Coding region: 1-1479 (492 amino acids)
Source: RefSeq, a predicted model, not a curated record